UAGGCAGCUGUCUGACAGGGGCGAUAUUGCUGUUGAGUAGUGCUGGUAGCUAGGCGCGCGCAGAGCGCGCACGUGGGUCUCCAUGGUGAAGGCGGGGGAGGGGGUGACAGCGGCCUCGGCCUCAGUAAUUGGCAGCGACUGAUGUCGCGGGCAGUGGAGGCGACGGGUGCGAUCCUCCUGGUCUGCGCUCGGUGCCAUGUCCCGGAGCUGCUGCACCCACCUCCUGUGGGAUGUGAGGAAGCGGAGUUUGGGGCUGGAAGAGCCCGGCCUGCUACGGAGAAGAUACCUAGGAAGAAGAGAAUUUAUCCAAAGAUUAAAACUUGAAGCAACAUUGAAUGUGCAUGAUGGCUGUGUGAACACAAUAUGCUGGAAUGAUACAGGAGAAUAUAUUUUAUCUGGAUCUGAUGAUACUAAUCUUGUAAUUACUAAUCCCUAUAGUAGAAAGGUUUUAACAACUAUCCACUCAGGACAUCGGGCAAAUAUUUUUAGUGCAAAAUUCUUACCUUGUACCAGUGAUAAACAGAUUGUGUCCUGUUCUGGAGAUGGAGUCAUUUUUUAUACUAAUGUUGAGCAAGAUGUUGAAACCAACAGACAGUGCCAAUUCACGUGCCACUAUGGAACCACUUAUGAGAUCAUGACAGUUCCGAAUGAUCCCUAUACUUUUCUGUCUUGUGGAGAGGAUGGCACUGUAAGAUGGUUUGAUACUAGAAUCAAGACAAGUUGCACAAAAGAAGACUGUAAAGAUGAUAUUUUAAUAAAUUGUCGGAGGGCUGCCACCUCUGUAGCUAUCUGCCCUCCAAUUCCAUAUUAUCUUGCAGUUGGAUGCUCUGAUAGUUCAGUAAGAAUAUAUGAUCGCCGAAUGCUUGGCACAAGAGCAACAGGUAAUUAUGCAGGCCGAGGAACUAUAGGUUUGGUGGCACGUUUUGUUCCUCCCCAUCUUAAUAACAAAUCCUGUAGGGUAACAUCUCUGUGCUACAGUGAAGAUGGGCAAGAAAUUCUUGUGAGCUACUCUUCAGACUACAUAUACUUGUUUGAUCCUAAGGAUGAUACAGCUAGAGAACUUAAAGUUCCUUCUGCAGAAGAAAGAAGAGAAGAAUUACGGCAGCCUCCUGUCAAACGUUUGCGACUUAGAGGAGAUUGGUCAGAUACUGGACCAAGAGCAAGACCUGAAAGUGAGAGAGAGAGAGAUGGUGAACAGAGCCCUAAUGUUUCAUUAAUGCAAAGGAUGUCUGACAUGUUAUCACGAUGGUUUGAAGAAGCAAGUGAAGUCGCACAGAGCAACAGAGGAAGAGGACGAUCUCGUUCUAGAGGUGGGACCAGUAGAUCUGAUGUCUCUGCUUCUGGCACUGGCUUGACAAGUACUGAAACUGAGGCCCAGAUGGAAGUAGAUGGCCCUGAACAGCUGCAGUCGUCGUCAUCUACAGUGUCAGCCCAAGCUCCCUCAACAUCAUCAUCUACAGAAAGUCCCCCUUCUACUUCUUUACUGUCAUCUCCUGAGAAUGAACAAAGACCGUCCUUGGAAACACCUGCACCUCCUACACUCCAUCAAUCUGAAUUAAUGGCGCCUGAGUUAGCUAUACUCCGUAGGGGCCUGCAGCGGCUGAGGCUUAAGAAGGCUGAACAGCAGAGACAGCGAGAGCUAGCAGAGGGUUCAGCACAACAGUCCUCCAGCUCUGAUCAGUCUUCCCCUAAGGGCUCCUCACAGGACCCUCAACCUACAGAAGAUGAAAAGUCAAGCCCACGACCUGGCACAGGUGAACCUGUUUUAAGUUUACAUUACAGUACGGAAGGGACAACCACAAGCACGAUAAAAUUGGACUUCACAGAUGAAUGGAGCAGCACAGCUUCAAGUUCCAGAGGGAGUGGAAAUCACAGUAAACCUGAAGGUCAAGAAGAAUCCCUAAGAUCCCAGAGUUCAGAAGCACCAACACCAGAGAGUGAAGAAUCAAGACUCCCUGAGGAAUCACAAGAGGAAAAUAUUGAGGAGCUAACAUCUACAAAUGAAAACACUGGAACAUCAUGCUCUGAUACCAGUGUGUCUGACCAACCUGAAAGUAGUAUGGAACAAGGAAGUGAUCCUCAUCUUGACUUACCCUGCCAGAAUCUAGGGAAUGAUGCAUUGAGCAAGGACAUGGAAAAGCAAGAAAGCUUGAGUCAGCAAAGGACAGAGUCAGCUGCUAACCCAAAUAAUACAAAUCUUGAACCUCAGUCCCAGCCAGAUUCCUCAGGGCUUGCUUCUCAUGAAGAAUCAUCCACAAGGACUUCUGCUUUCCAAGAAACAGAUGAUAGUGAUGAUGACCCUGUCCUGAUACCUGGUGCACGGUUUCGUGGAGGUGUAGGCCACAGAAGAUCCGCUGUUGCUCGCAUCCAGGAACUUUUCAGGAGAAGAAAAGAGAGAAAAGAGAUGGAGGAAUUGGAAACACUGAAUAUCAGGCGUCCUCUCAUAAAAAUGGUCUAUAAAGGUCAUCGGAACUCCCGGACAAUGAUAAAAGAAGCCAAUUUCUGGGGUUCCAACUUUGUUAUGAGUGGUUCAGAUUGUGGACAUAUCUUCAUUUGGGACCGGCACACAGCUGAGCACUUAAUGCUGCUGGAAGCAGAUAAUCAUGUAGUAAAUUGUCUACAGCCACACCCAUAUGAUCCAAUUCUAGCCUCAUCAGGUAUUGAUUAUGAUAUAAAAAUCUGGUCACCUUUAGAAGAGUCCAAGAUUUUUAAUCGGAAACUUGCUGAUGAGGUGAUAACUCGAAAUGAAUUAAUGCUGGAAGAAACCAGAAACACAAUCACUGUUCCAGCUUCCUUCAUGUUAAGGAUGUUGGCAUCUUUGAACCAUAUAAGAGCAGAUCGUCUCGAAGGUGACCGGUCUGAAGGUUCUGGCCAAGAGAAUGAAAAUGAGGAUGAAGAGUAAUUGACUCCUGUGUAAGAGCAGCUAGGCGUCCUGAAAUUUGUAUACGUCAUGAAUUAUAUUUUUCCUUACAAAGCUUUAGUGCAAUUUUAAGGUUUUGCUUUUGGGUAACCUAAAAUUCUGAUUUUGAAUGAAUGUGUGCAUGAUUUGUGAGUGCAAGAAACAAAACAAAACAUUUUUAAAGUGUUUUGCCAUGAAUGAGGGGUGCUAGAAAAUGCAAAGUGCAAUAUUUUCCCUUAACUUGCAAACAUGGGAGCUUGGAUCAAUGUUUAAUAUAACUUACCUUAUAGUAAAAACAUUGGUUCAAAUAAAUUUCUAUACCUGCUAUUUGCAUGUUUGUUGCUUUCUAUUAAAAGAUGUGGUUGUUUUA
This is a messenger RNA of Pogona vitticeps (central bearded dragon), 3269 nucleotides long. RefSeq names its product DDB1 and CUL4 associated factor 6 (gene DCAF6). Lineage: Eukaryota; Metazoa; Chordata; Lepidosauria; Squamata; Agamidae. The record is from RefSeq and is a predicted model, not a curated record. Gene Ontology annotation, cellular component: cytoplasm; Cul4-RING E3 ubiquitin ligase complex. Gene Ontology annotation, biological process: positive regulation of transcription by RNA polymerase II. Gene Ontology annotation, molecular function: protein binding.